Molecule: messenger RNA, 523 nt
Organism: Olea europaea var. sylvestris
Lineage: Eukaryota; Viridiplantae; Streptophyta; Magnoliopsida; Lamiales; Oleaceae
Product: 40S ribosomal protein S30-like
Exons: 3
Coding region: 156-344 (62 amino acids)
Biological process (GO): translation
Cellular component (GO): ribosome; cytosolic small ribosomal subunit
Molecular function (GO): structural constituent of ribosome
Source: RefSeq, a predicted model, not a curated record
AAUUGAGGCUUUGUAUUUGGGACCUAGCCCAUUUCGAAACCUUUAAAUAACACAAAACCCUAAUUCUGACAUUUCUCAUCUGCAGCUCCGUUUCUUCCCAGCGGCAAAACAACCCUAGGGAUCUCUCUGCUUCAGGCGACUAAGAAAAAUUAAUCAUGGGUAAGGUUCACGGAUCAUUGGCUCGUGCCGGAAAGGUCAGAGGGCAGACUCCAAAGGUGGCGAAGCAGGAUAAGAAGAAGAAGCCCCGUGGCCGUGCCCACAAGCGGAUGCAAUACAACCGCCGCUUCGUCACUGCCGUUGUUGGCUUUGGGAAGAAGAAGUCACCAAAUUCAUCUUCAAAGUAAAUUGGAGGCAUCAAUAGUUCUCUUAGAAACUUGGAUUAGUUGUUUUUCUGUUGUGACAUUAUGUUAUUACGCCAAACUAUGGUGGCGUUUUCUCGUUUGGGAGUUUGAUUGUUGGACAAAAUUUCCAUGACUUGGUUUUAUCUAAUUUUGAAAUCUGGAUGAUCAUUAUUUGCUUGUUA